UCCGACAGGUGGUGUGACCGCUCAAGGGUAAAAAGGAAACAACAUGGCUCUGCGAACCUUAACUACAAUAGGCCGGAAAAUUUCAGAAUGGAAUCUCUUAAAGACUACAUCAAUUUUCGUUACGAAAACUCGCAAUCUGAAACAAGUUACACAGAGCGAAACAUCAGACGGUACAUUAGUGAUAGCCGGUACUUACGUUCCUUCAGACAGAACGAGUAUUUUGGUCACAGUUAAGCUAGACCAUGAAACGCCCUGCAGUGCUUGUUACAUGUGCAAACUUAAUCUUGAUAUCAAACAUACGGAUGUCCUGAUACUUAGUCAAUUUCUGAGGACAGAUGGAUGUAUGCUCCCUCGGAGGAUUACAGGAUUGUGCAAAAGGCAGCAGAAGCGUAUUGGAACAAUGGUGACCAUGGCUCAGAAGGCUGGCCUCAUGUCCAACAUAAAUCCAUCAUGGAGCCACAAGGACCCCAGAAAAAGAUUUGGAUGGAAAAAAUGGAAUUCCUAUUGGGAUGAAACAACCAUAAAAUGCUAGAAAAUUACCAUUCAGAAAUGCAGUAUAAUAAAGAAAAUUCAUAAAUUUGA
This is a messenger RNA of Daphnia carinata, 582 nucleotides long. It is a transcript of the gene mRpS18A, whose product is annotated as large ribosomal subunit protein mL66-like. Gene Ontology annotation, molecular function: structural constituent of ribosome; small ribosomal subunit rRNA binding. Gene Ontology annotation, cellular component: mitochondrial small ribosomal subunit; ribosome. NCBI's taxonomy places the organism in Eukaryota, Metazoa, Arthropoda, Branchiopoda, Diplostraca, Daphniidae. Gene Ontology annotation, biological process: mitochondrial translation. The coding region runs from base 44 to 532 and encodes 162 amino acids. The transcript has 3 exons. The record is from RefSeq and is a predicted model, not a curated record.